AUGCCAGACCCACAAUCCCAGCCCCUUGCAUGGCUCAAAGACCCGUCCAAUGCCUCACUCAUCGCCGGUGGAGUCGCCGGCGCCGUGUCCCGGACAGUGGUGUCCCCGUUCGAACGGGCCAAGAUCCUCCUCCAACUCCAAGGGCCCGGCUCCAACCAGGCCUAUAACGGCAUGUUCGCUACCAUCUUCAAAAUGUACUCCGACGAAGGGUGGCGCGGGCUCUUCAGAGGAAACACCCUCAACUGUAUCCGUAUUUUCCCCUACUCGGCCAUCCAGUUUGCUGUAUUUGAAAACUGCAAAAACACCAUAUUAGCCAAAUGGCCAAGGCCCUCACACGAAUUGACGCUGGCCGAGCGCGUGGUGGCGUCGUCGAUGGGCGGGUUUUUGUCGGUAUUGGCCACGUACCCGUUGGAUCUUAUCCGGGCCCGGAUCAGCGUCCGCACCGCGUCUCUCGCCAAGCUCGACAAGGGCAAGCUCAUGAAACCGCCAGGAGUAUGGGCCACCGCCCGGGAGGUGGUGGUCAACGAAGGCGGGGUGUUGGCGCUCUACCGCGGAAUGGUGCCCACCAGUUUGGGAGUGGUCCCGUACGUGGCAAUCAAUUUUACCCUUUACGAAAAGCUCCGAGAGUCAAUGUCCCAACUGUCUCGCGACUUUUCAAAUCCGGGGUGGAAACUCGCAGCCGGGGCAUUUUCCUCUUUUGUGGGCGGAGUGUUAAUCUACCCAUUAGAUGUAUUGCGUAAGCGGUACCAAGUAUCAAGCAUGGCGGGGGGAGAGUUGGGGUUCCAGUACCGGUCGGUGGGGGCGGCAUUGGUGGCAAUGUUCCGGGACGAGGGGUUUACCGGUGCUUAUAAGGGUCUCACCGCCAACUUGUACAAAAUUGUCCCAUCAAUGGCAGUAAGCUGGUUGGUGUACGAUACAUUGCGGGACUCAAUCGAGAGGCUUUAG
Yamadazyma tenuis ATCC 10573 is the source of this 945-nucleotide messenger RNA. RefSeq lists its product as uncharacterized. Gene Ontology annotation, molecular function: nucleotide transmembrane transporter activity. Lineage: Eukaryota; Fungi; Ascomycota; Pichiomycetes; Serinales; Debaryomycetaceae. Gene Ontology annotation, biological process: adenine nucleotide transport; transmembrane transport. The record is from RefSeq and is a predicted model, not a curated record.